Desarmillaria tabescens is the source of this 3322-nucleotide messenger RNA. Its product is annotated as BRO1-domain-containing protein. Lineage: Eukaryota; Fungi; Basidiomycota; Agaricomycetes; Agaricales; Physalacriaceae. Gene Ontology annotation, biological process: protein transport to vacuole involved in ubiquitin-dependent protein catabolic process via the multivesicular body sorting pathway. The transcript has 5 exons. Bases 206 to 3160 code for a protein of 984 amino acids. Gene Ontology annotation, molecular function: protein binding. The record is from RefSeq and is a predicted model, not a curated record. Gene Ontology annotation, cellular component: endosome.
CUUUUGACCGAGAAUAUCUUCGCUGGAUACAGACUUGUUUGUCGACGACAUGGGUGUCAAGAAGAGAAACUGCCGAAAGCGGGCCUGUGACGUCCUUUCUAUUAGACCAUCAUCAUCUACCAGCAAUCGCCUCCGCAGCUCGCAGUACUCUCCAGCUUAAAUAUCUAGUACUGCAGAGUUUCCACUCUUGCCAACGACCCCCAAGAUGGCUAACCAAUCGCCAAUGAUAUCCAUUCCCAAGAAGACGACAGAGGAAGUCGACUGGACGACACCCAUUCGCUCCCUCAUCGCCCACUCUUAUGGAGAGAGCCCAGACAACUAUGCCGCUGAGUGCGCAGCGCUACAGAGGUGCCGCCAGGACGCUGUACGGGGUGCAGGUAGCGAUACGACUGCUCGCGACCUUUUAUACAAGUACUUUGGCCAGCUCGAGCUCCUUGAGCUCCGGUUCUCCGAAAUUAAAGUUAACUUUCCUUGGAGAGACGCAUUUACGAACAAAUUAACGACACAGACAUCCAUCGCUUUCGAGAAGGCAUCGAUACUAUUCCAGAUAGCUGGGACACAUUCCGCUAUCGCUGCAUCGCAGAGCCGAUCCGAUCCGGAGGGUCUCAAACGUGCAUUUUACUACUUCAAGACAUGCGCGGGGAUGCUAACAUAUAUCAAUGAGAACUUUCUCCACGCGCCGUCCACCGAUCUGAGUCGGGAGGUCAUCAAGUUUCUUGUCAGCCUCAUCUUGGCUCAGGCAACAGAGGUGUUCUUUGAAAAAUGCACCGACGAGAAGAAGGGUAUUGUUCUAGUAUCCAAAGUUGGGGCCCAGGCAGCCUCAAUGUAUAAUUCGUUGACGGAGGAAGUUAAGGAAUUCAUGGGAAAGGGCAUUUUUGACCGAAACUGGGUAACUCUCCUUCAGGUGAAAGCGAAAUAUUUCACUUCCUUGUCUCAGUAUUACCGCGGAAUGGCUGACAACACCGCUGGAAAGCACGGCGACGCGUUGGUACGCUUCAAUCUUGCCGAAAGCCUGGCAAAGGAUGCUUCCCGGACCGCCUCGUCUUUAUUCACGUCGACGAUGUCGCCUACUCUUCCUGCAGAUGCUAGCACUGCGCUACAAGACCGCAUGAAAGCUCAUCUUGCCAUCUGCUCGGACCGGAAGUCCGAGGCACAGCGCGAGAACGAUCUCAUAUACAACGCUGUGUUGCCUGCACCUGAAGCACUCCCAGCAAUCGACAAAAUUGUUGUGGCUAACCCCAUCCCGAUCCAAGAGGUUUAUGGGACGCCUGAGGUGCAGAAGACGAUAGGGCAAGACCUAUUCCUGCGGCUUGUCCCUUUGAGUGUGCAUGAAAGCGCCAGUGUGUAUUCGGAAGAGAAGGCGAAGCUUGUUCGAAGCGAGGUGGAGAAGGUGGAAGGGGCGGAAGGCGAAGUUCGGAGUGUAUUGGAUGGCUUGGGCAUAAAAGAUGGUUUGACCAGGUUCCGGGCCAUGGCAGAAGGCGAGGUUGGUGGAGAGGAUGAAAUCCCGGUAGACGUGAGAAGAUGGAAAGAUGAUAUCUCCUUGAUUGAGGAGAGAGAAGGCGUCGAAACCCUCAUGGCGCAGAUUUCACAACUCAAGAAUGGUGUACAACAGCAACUGGAGACCACCUCGCAGGAGUUGGACACUGAAUCGCGGAAUUGUGAGAUGAUGAGGGUGAAGUAUGAGCAUCUCUGGACGCAAGAACCGUCGGGAGGCGUGGGGAAGACCUAUAGACAGGAUCUCAAAUCUCAUUUUACAACCCUGGACGCAGCUGCGCCUUCGGACCAACAGGUCGCGAUGAUGUGGCAGUCGGUAAAAAGUGAUAUCGGACUUCUUUUGAGCCCUCAGUUGGAAGAUGUGUUCAGGGCUAGUACUGAACAUGGAGGAAACGGAUCUGAAAACCUUCUAGAUUUCGAUCCGAACGAAGGGAGCGAUGCACAAGAACGAGCGAAGAUUGGCAACUUUGUUACAGAAAUCGAGGAACGAACGGGACGCCUAAACAAGAUUGCCAGAGAGAGAAACGAAGUCUUGAAGGAUCUCAAGGAAAAAGUCCAAAAUGACGAUGUUUCGCAUCUCCUUUUGCUCAAUCGACGUAAUACUGGGGUAGAGCCAGCUUUGUUCGCCGCGGAAUUGGAGAAGUUCCGUCCAUACCAGCAGCGACUAGAGGCAACGCUGCAACACCAGGCCAUUGCUUUGCAGGAGAUCACAACACUAUGGAAAAGUCUCAAGGAUCUUGCGGGUCGUGGUCCAGGAGCUCGUAAAUGGGAAGAAAGAGAAAAGCGCAAGAAGGACACAGUCCGGCGCUUCUCUCGAGCUCGAGACGUGUACAUGGAAGUCCGAGAUGGCUUGGCUAAAGGAUUGCAAUUUUACAACGAUCUGACGGGUUUGACGAAAAGCCUCCACGAAAAUGUUAAUUCCUUUAUUUUCAGCAGAGUCGCCGAGAAAGAUAAUCUGGUCUCUCAAAUUGAGGUGGAAAAGCGACUUUCUUCUGUAUCCUCGCAGCGUCCACCUUUAGCUCCAAAGCCACCCUUGCCGCCUCCAUCUAAGUCGGAAGACCUCAGCUCAGCCUUCUCCUCCAUGAGUAUGCGAGGAUCUUCUCCCACUCCUGCCGAUCGUUCAUGGCAGAAUAUGUCGUCGUCACCGCGACAAUCAUAUUCGCCUUCAUCAUACAGCUUUUCUACUUCAUCCUAUCCCCCGCCUCCACCUUCGUCUACAUACACUUCUUCCCCUCCCCCGCCUCUCCCAUCUUUAUCUAAAUUAUCUCCACUACCGCCCCCACCUCCGCCGCCGUCACAGCUGUCUUCGUCUUCUUAUUUGCCUCCGCCUCCCCCACAACCUCGGCAAUCAUAUUCAUCUUCCCCUCCCACGCAACAGAAUGACCCUUAUGCUAAUCUUGGAGUGUUUGGCGUGUCCACCCCAUCAGCACCACUGCGCCCACCUCCUCCGGGUCAAUACCAAACGAGUACACCCUCUCGGCAGAUGUCGAUACCGCCUGCUUCUCAGCUACAGUACCAGAACCCAUCCCAGUGGAUGCCCCCGCCACCCGCACCAUUGUCAUAUCAAACUGGAAAUAAUCAGCAGCAGCAGCAAUAUCAAGGAUUCCCUCCACCUUCUCAGCCUUAUGGGUAUCUGCCCCCGGGACAGGGGUCUUAUGGACGUUGAUACUAGGAUAGUGGAAAGCGACAAUAGAACAGUUGUAUAAUACCGUAUUUAUGAUGAUACACUAUGGACCAUGAUGACACUAAGUGUACUGACUCGGCUUGUGCACGAAUUGCUAAAGGUUCUUCACGCUGACUGUUAACGCAAACUGGAAAGGACUGUACA